Molecule: messenger RNA, 552 nt
Organism: Adineta steineri
Lineage: Eukaryota; Metazoa; Rotifera; Eurotatoria; Adinetida; Adinetidae
Source: the annotation of a GenBank genome assembly
AUGAAUUGGCAAGACGAAAAAACAACUAGUGUUUACGAUCUAUCAAAUCAAGAAAAUAAAAAUUCUGGUGAUACUCUAAUUAACUAUAAAAAAUCAAAUAUUAAUUGUGAAAAAUUUAUUGAAUUACGUAGUAAACCAUCUAAAUCUCUAAGCUUUUCUCCAUCAUUUAAUUCAAUUCAUUUAAAAUUAUAUAAUGAUAAUACAUUUCCAAUUAUAUUUAAAUUAAAAACAACUCAACCAGAUAUUAUAGCUUCACAACCAGCUCGUGGUUUUAUUCAAGCUAAUUCAUUUAUUGAAUGUCAUUUAACUCCUAUUGAAAUUAAAUAUGAUAUAUUACUUGUUGUACAAUAUGCACAAAUCUUAAGUCAAUAUGAUGAUUAUAUAAUACAAUGGAAAAACUUAAAAUCUGAUGAAAUUCAUAUAAAAAAAUUUCAAUGUACUUUUGAAGAUAAAAAGCAAAUUUUUAAAAAACAAACAUUACUUAAACCAAUCUUAUUUACAUUUGCAACAAUUACUCUUCUUACUACAUUUGUUUAUUUAAGAAAUAAAUAA